Helianthus annuus (common sunflower) is the source of this 1109-nucleotide messenger RNA. RefSeq names its product 25.3 kDa vesicle transport protein. Gene Ontology annotation, molecular function: SNAP receptor activity. Gene Ontology annotation, cellular component: endoplasmic reticulum-Golgi intermediate compartment; SNARE complex; Golgi membrane. The transcript has 6 exons. The coding region runs from base 224 to 880 and encodes 218 amino acids. Gene Ontology annotation, biological process: retrograde vesicle-mediated transport, Golgi to endoplasmic reticulum; vesicle fusion with Golgi apparatus; endoplasmic reticulum to Golgi vesicle-mediated transport. The record is from RefSeq and is a predicted model, not a curated record. Lineage: Eukaryota; Viridiplantae; Streptophyta; Magnoliopsida; Asterales; Asteraceae.
CUUGAAGGACAAGAAAUCAAAUCACCCCCAAAUUUUCAAUUCAUCAUCCUUCCAAAACCCUACAAUUUCAAUUUCAUUUCAUUUCAUCCGGUUCGAUCCGUUUAUCUGCAUGCUCAUCGAUCAAUGUGGAUCAAGAUAAAGAUAUACGCAUGAUAAAUACUUAAAUACAUACAAUUUCAGGUUUUGUUGAAUUUCAUAUAGUGUAUAGCUUCUUAAAGUAAACAUGGUGAAGUUGACGAUGAUUGCGCGUGUUACCGAUGGCCUUCCGCUAGCUGAAGGAUUAGACGACGGGCGUGAUCUGCAGGAUGCAGAGUUUUAUAAACAGCAAGUUAAGGCCUUGUUUAAGAAUCUUUCAAGAGGACAAAACGAAGCUUCACGGAUGUCUGUGGAAACCGGCCCCUACAUUUUUCACUAUAUUAUUGAAGGGCGGGUGUGUUAUUUAACUAUGUGUGAUCGAGCUUAUCCAAAGAAGCUUGCUUUUCAAUAUCUUGAAGAUCUUAAGAAUGAAUUUGAGCGUGGUUAUGGGAAUCAAAUCGAAACUGCUGCAAGACCCUAUGCUUUUAUAAAAUUUGAUACAUUUAUACAGAGGACUAAGAAACUGUACCAGGACACUAGAACUCAAAGGAAUAUUGCUAAGUUGAAUGAUGAGCUGUAUGAAGUACACCAAAUAAUGACUCGUAACGUGCAGGAAGUUCUUGGUGUUGGCGAAAAGUUGGACCAGGUCAGUCAAAUGUCAAGCCGAUUAACCUCGGAGUCUCGCGUCUAUGCUGACAAAGCUAGAGAUCUAAAUCGUCAGGCAUUGAUCAGGAAGUGGGCUCCGGUUGCAAUUGUUCUUGGAGUUGUCAUUCUGCUAUUUUGGGCCAGAAAUAAGAUAUGGUGAUCAAUGAUCUGUAAUCAGUUGUUUUGUGAGGGAUUAAGAAAUUAUAAAUCAUUUGAGCCUUAAACUAGAAAAAGUUUAUAAAUUAAGGCUGAAUUUUCAGCAUAUAUAGUUGCUAGCUAUAGCCUAUAUAGAGGUGGUUAUCUAAAAGAAACCUUUGUGUUAAAGUAUUUACUUUAUCUUUGUUGGAUUUAUGGAUUAAUACAUGAGUUUGUUGUGGUGCAGUGUGAUA